UGUUGUGACGCGUUCAGGGAGCUUUCGGUUUUUUCGGGUGUGAUGCUGCUGCGAGCAAGAGCGCAUGUUUGGGAAGCAGUUUUUUAUUUCCAAAGCUCCUCCUCUGUCGUCGGACACCGCUCACGUUCUGUUCAAUGAGAGCAGGAGGGCACCGAGGAGUUGUUCUUUUAAUUUCGACCUGCUCCUGAGCCGUUUUUUUUUUUUGUAUUUUUUUUGGAAAUGAUUUUGUUGUUUUGUUUCUCGGUGCGUGUUUAAGAGGCUAAUAUGAAGACAGCAUUCGGCGAACCAGACCCUGGAAAUUUCAUUGGAUCUUUUCACCAUACUUGAAGCUUCAGGCGUCAAAAUGCAUAGUCUCCGGUAAAAUUGUCCCCUUACACUUCCUCCAAUACAGUCCAAUCUAACUGCUGAAAGAGAGAGGACACCAUGGCCUGCACAGAGAUGGGCUCUGGGCAACCCCCUGUCAAUGCGCUACGGCAAAGACCCACAUUGGGUGUUGCCUGUAAGCGACAGGUUCACCGGUGUCUGCGGAGAAAGCUGAGACCUGUGCGAAUCUUGGGGUUUGUCUUCAGCCUAGUAGCUGCAAGUGCUGUCUCCUUUAGUGCCUUCACCUGGAGUUCAGAGGAUCCCAGUGAGCCUAUGCUCUCCCAGAAGAACCUGGGCCCCCACAGGACUCUGCUUUUCACUCAACUUCAGAUGGACCCCAAUGUUUCUGCCGAUAUGCCAAUAGCCAUGAAGUCUACAGCAGACAGCAAUGACAGCAAAGGGGAGUACCCACCAGACAUUUUCACCCUUGCCCAGAGGCGCCAAGGAGCAGUGGUUCUCCACAUGUUUGGCAUGAUCUACAUGUUCAUUGCCUUAGCCAUAGUGUGUGAUGAGUUCUUUGUCCCAGCGCUGACAGUCAUCACGGAGAAGCUGGCUAUUUCUGAUGACGUAGCAGGUGCAACUUUCAUGGCGGCAGGUGGGUCAGCCCCAGAGCUCUUCACCUCCAUUAUUGGGGUUUUCAUCUCACACAGCAACGUGGGCAUCGGGACAAUUGUGGGCUCGGCCGUCUUCAACAUCCUGUUUGUCAUCGGGAUGUGCGCCAUCUUCUCCAAGGAGAUCCUCAACCUAACGUGGUGGCCUCUCUUCCGUGAUGUCUCCUUCUACAUCCUAGAUCUGAUCAUGCUUAUUGUCUUCUUCCUGGAUAACGUCAUCUCUGUGUGGGAAAGUAUUGCGCUGCUCUCAGCUUACGCGGCGUAUGUAAUCUUCAUGAAGUUCAACGCCAAGGUUGAAGGCUUUGUCAAAGAUUGCAUGAGCAAGAACCAAGUGGUGGAAGUGGAGGUACAACCUAAGGAUGAGAAGGUGAGUCCCGGGGCGCCUGAGGAUGACGGCAAGUUGUCGGCUCGACCUCGGCUUCAGAGGGGGGGUAGCUCCGCCUCGCUACACAACAGCUUGAUGAGGAACAGCAUUUUCCAGCUGAUGAUCCACACGCUGGAUCCAUUAAGUGAAGAAUUUGCUGACUCUGCACCAAUGCGGCGGCACUCGGCAGCGGAUCAUUAUCUUUCGGAGACAGAGCUUGGGACUUAUGGGAAACUAAAAUAUUAUCACUCAAUGACUGAGGAAGGCAAAUUUCGAGAGAAGGCGUCCAUCCUUCACAAGAUCGCCAAAAAGAAAUGUCAAGUAGAGGACAGUGAGAAGGCCAAUGGCGUAGCAAGCCAGACAGAUAAGAACCUUCCAAACAGCUCCAAUGUGGAAGUGGAAGUGACGCCGCCUAUGAAUGGAACGACGGGACAAGAGGGGGAAACGGCCGAGGACGAAGAGGAAGAGGACCAGCCUCUGAGCCUGUCCUGGCCCGAGUCCAGUCGCAAGCGUUUUACCUACCUCUUCAUCAUGCCCGUCGUCCUCCCCCUGUGGCUCACGCUGCCAGAUGUCAGGAAAUCAUCGUCAAAGAAGUUCUUUCCUGUCACCUUCCUGGGUUCCAUCUGUUGGAUUGCAGUCUUCUCCUACCUAAUGGUGUGGUGGGCUCACCAGGUUGGGGAGACUAUUGGGAUUACAGAAGAGAUUAUGGGUCUGACCAUACUGGCAGCCGGAACAUCCAUCCCUGACCUCAUCACCAGUGUGAUUGUGGCACGCAAAGGGCUGGGCGACAUGGCUGUUUCCAGCUCCGUGGGCUCGAAUAUCUUUGACAUCACUGUGGGCUUGCCAUUCCCGUGGCUCUUGUGGUCCUUAUUCAGGGGACUGAGCCCAAUCCAAGUCAGCUCCAACGGCCUCUUCUGCGCCAUCGUGCUCCUCUUCCUCAUGCUUCUCUUCGUCAUCAUCUCCAUCGCUGCCUGCAAGUGGCGCAUGAGCAAGCUGCUCGGCUUCAUCAUGUUCUUGCUGUACUUCGUCUUCCUCGUGGUCAGCGUCAUGCUGGAGGACAAGGUCCUCAUUUGCCCAGUAUCCAUCUGAGGAAAAAAUUGCCACAUGCACUCUAUCUCUCGCUGUGUCUCUCGCAACCAUCCUUGUCACCUGCCUUUGCACACACCUUGACACUUGUGAUCCUUCACCAAGGGAAAAAAAAAAGAAGUGAAGGGGAGGAGUAAUGAGGAGGCCUCACUACAGAGUGUACUUGUGUUUUCAGGCGGUAGCAGGGACGAGCUGGAACCCGAGAGGGCUCUGCCAGUUGACUGAGUCCUGAUGUGAGUGGAUUUGGUUAUUUAAUUGGGCAGGGAUGCCAAAUAUAGAAGCAUUAUGCAUGGCAUUUGUUCACUAGAUCACACCUGGUAGAUUGAGAACAUGGACUUCCUGUGCACUUUAGGACAAAACUGAGAAGCGCUGUACGGAGCUGAAUGUUUAAGCAUAUUUGAACACGUUGGACAGAGUGAAUCUGUCUCCAAGAGUGAAUUUAUGUGUGGCUGGAGAAUAUUUCGCGUAAAACUCCAUUUGCACCUCAAAGGAUGGCCUGUCGAGCGUGAGGAAUAGCGUUUCCAGGUUGAAAAACCAUCAUUUUUCGUCUUUGCUCUUCCCUGCUUGGGUGCCAUUUUUCACUGCACUGCUGAAUGUUUCUUCAGAGAUUCAUAUUUGAAAGAUUUGAAUGAUUAAAUGAAAUAUAUAGAAGUAAUGUUAGCCGUACUCUAGCAGUAUUGGCUAGCUAGCUUACAGUCGUCUUGAUAUGCUGCUCUUAUUUUUAUUAUUGUUUUUUUUUUUGUUUUUUUUUACAGAAUCUGAUUUUACAAAAUGUGUGAUGCUUCAGAUACGUUGACUGGUGAAGGCAAAAUGUUUGUGGAAAGCCUAGCUUACAUUUAGCCUCUUAAAAUCCAUGCUAGCCUUUGAAAUGCUUAACUUUUUGAAGGGGGAAUUAAACGUGUAUCUUCGACUAAGAGUUCUGUAAUGUUUAAAAAAAAAA
Messenger RNA from Thalassophryne amazonica, 3364 nucleotides. Its product is annotated as sodium/potassium/calcium exchanger 2-like. The transcript is spliced from 13 exons. Bases 424 to 2427 code for a protein of 667 amino acids. Lineage: Eukaryota; Metazoa; Chordata; Actinopteri; Batrachoidiformes; Batrachoididae. The record is from RefSeq and is a predicted model, not a curated record. Gene Ontology annotation, cellular component: membrane. Gene Ontology annotation, molecular function: calcium, potassium:sodium antiporter activity; calcium channel activity. Gene Ontology annotation, biological process: long-term synaptic potentiation; long-term synaptic depression; intracellular calcium ion homeostasis.